UUUUGUAUGAACAAAGGGAGGCCAGUAACAUCUACUUUCAGUUUCUUUAUUAUUGCCAAUGAAAACUUCAUAUAAUUUGAUUAUGAUAGCGCAGGACAUUUCAAUAUCAAUUUAAUAAAUUUAUAAAUAAAACAGUAACAGUGCUCUUAGCUCAUACUUCAUAGGAUCUUGAUCAGCAGAUUUACAUCUCGCCCCUAAUUAUUUUUAAAAGGAGUUAUGGCUGGAAACUUUUGGUCAAGUUCUCACUAGUAAGUUUUGUUUGCACACUUGACUCACUUGAGCACUCACUCACCAAGUUUGAAAUGACUGCAUAAUAAACCAGCAUUAACUUUGUAGUCUUAGUUUGGUUCAUAGUAAAUUAAUAAUUAUUAAUAGGCUUAUAAUAAUCUCUGACAAUUACAUUAUUGACAGUGUUGCUUUUUUACUAUCUAUUUCCCUAAGAAUUUGAAUAAUUCUAUCUAGGCCAAUAUUCAUAAUUAGUAGUAUUAAGUAUUAAGCCUAAUUAAUUACAUUUAAAAUACCAACCUCCUCAGUAAAAAUCAUUAUUGUUAUUGUAUACUCUGAAAAAAUACUGAACUUUUGUGUAAAGUACACAUGACAUAGAUUUCAUAAAAACCUGUAGGCCCUAUUUUAUCUAGCUCAUAAACUGUACGCUGUACACACAAAAAAUAAAAAACCAAAUAAAAUUAACAUUAUAUUAAUAGCCACUUCGAUGAGAUCCGGGAAUUGCCGAAAACCGGGUAUAGUGAUUUCGUUAUCAAAAUGGCGACCUCCACUUUUUAAUUUACCGAGAGCCUGGUUGUUUACGAUUUUUUUCUUAAUUAUGGCCCAGCAAGCACAUUCUAUUUCCGCCCACAACUUUGAGUAGACAGGUUGUUUUAUGAUUAGACACUUUUGUUCUAAAAUAUAUUUGAGGUCUUAACUUUGAAAAUUGAAGGUAAAAUAAUGCUUAUUUUACUCAUUCAUAUUUUUUUUGGAAAGGGUGUCUUUCUUAAAUAAAAGGACGACGGGAGAUAAUAGUAUAAAUUACAACAUACCAAAAAUUCAAGAGGUUUGCACCCAGUUCAAUGGUCAAAAAAUUGUCUUGAUGCUUUUAUUGAGGGGUAUUGACUUGGGUAGUGGGUUAAACUGAAUUUAUUAUUAGCCUCAUUAUUAUUAUUAUUAUUAAUAUAUUAAAUAUAACAUUUUAAUAUAUAUACAGGCCUAGAAAAGUAUAGUAUUUUAAGUAUAGGCCUAGCUCCACCCCAACUCAUUAUUUGUGGGACACAUUAUUUGUUAUUUGUAAUGACAUUUUAAUGAAUAUUUUGAUUCUUAAUGCAUAGAUUAAGCAAAAAUGUUAACAAAAAAAUAGUCGCUUACCUUUCAUAUUGAAAUAUCCUAUAUUUAAUCACAUAUCACAAUAUUUCACAAGAGAAUUAUUAAAUAAUCCUUGGUAUUCUCAAAGAAAAAACAUACUUUCUGCCACAAUAGUCCAAGAAUUACUUAAGAUAUUAUUAAUAAUAUUAAAGAACAAUCAUAAAAACUUAUACUUACCACAAGCAAAUGACUAGAACUUAUUUUAGUUUGUAUAAACCACCAAAGUUGAUUCUAUCAAUGCAUGUUAAUUUGUGAAACAAGAUUACUAACUUGUAAAAAAUGACAUACUAUUUUUUUGUCAUAUUUAGACAUUCAUAUGAUAUGGGACUAAAAUACAUAUAUAGAAAAUGGUAAAAUGCUGAGUCGCCUUUGCAACCAGUGAAGCAUCCCAUUGAAACCCAUGCACAGUAACAUCGCAAACCCCUCUGAAACAUAGGAGCCAGAAUGAUCAAUUCAUUGAUCGUGGGCCCUCAAAAUAAAGAAGAAGAAGAAGAAAAAGUGUAAUCGUAAAUUUUAACGAAAUGAAACAAGUAAUCCCUUUAUUAUUAGUUUAUACUUAUAAAUGUUAAACAAUUCCACAGAAAAUUUGAAAUUUAUAUCUAAAAAAUAUUAUUAUUAUUAUGAUUUUAGGGAAAUUAAAAAAAAAAUAUUGAAAAAAAAUUAAUUAAUUAAUUUCAAAUAAGUGACGAGUCAGCAUAUUUAUACAUGUUUUAAAAGGAAAAAAAUCAAGAUUUUUUUUAAAAUUUUUGCGGAAUAUUAACAAAAACUAACUUAUAUUGUAUGGCUUUAUUUAGAAGUACUCUUAUUUAACUAUGUUCCCUGUAAAUAUUAUAUUUUUGUCUCAUUUUAUAAUAAAGUUAUAUGCAUUAAAAAAAAAAAGCAAAUUGAGGGUCACGAAAUGUGGAGGAAAAUCCCAUAGUAAAAAAGUGCCUUUGAGGUCCCUACUAAAAAAUUCAUAACUUUUGAACCACUUGAGCUAGAAAGUUGAUCUUGGUGUUUUUGUAAUCUAUUCUCCAGGCUCUGUACAGCUGUAGUAUUUUUAUAUUUUUAAAAAUGAUUUGAAAUUUUCAUAAAAGUGCUUAAUAUUAAAUAGGCCUGGCCUAGGCAUAUUUGUGUUUUCAAUCAGCUAACUUUUUUUUUUCAUACUCAUACAUAAUUAAUAUUUAACCUUUUUAAAGAUGUCUAUAGUAUUGCUUAUAUAGACAAACCAACAUGUAUCAUUAACUUUACAGAGUAAAAUAAUAAUAAGGCUUAUACUUAUAAGGAGAGAGAGACUGCAAUCAGGUUAGGUAGAAGGAAAUAUGUGACAUAAGGUAUGGGAAAACCUGAGUAAAGGAUGAAACAAAAUAAUGAACAUAUUAACAAGAAGCCUUCUUCAGUAAACAAACAAAGAGUAACACAAAUAUAAAAACUUAAAAUGAAAUGUUGUAUCUGAUAGGACUGCAUUAGUCAUUAGUAGGUAAGACGAUUAGUAGUAAGUAGGUAAGAGAGUUAAUAUCGGCAAAGGGGGGAGGAAGAGAGGAAAAGUAAUUCCACAAUAAUUGGUUGUAAAAAAGAGGGUGUAAGGAAAUAUUUAUUGAGUGAAGGAGAACGUGACAUUCAUGCUAUGCAGUGUCAAUGUCCCUGACAUAAGUGUGUAUCAUCUCUUUCUCUAAGUUUACUCUGGCGGGUGUGUUGGUACAGGAAACAAUGGUAGUAAUGGUCGAAUCGCUAGAGCCCUUUUGGUUGCUUUUAUUGAAGUGUUUUGAAAUAGGACAUUGUUUAUCUUGCACAAUAUUUCAAAGCUGUUCAUUACAUCUGUCCAAAAGACGCUGCCCCGUCUUGCCCAGAUAAGUGAAAAAUCAACAUCAGUUUAUCAAAUUUCAACAUUGCUCAUGAGCUCAGAAAACUCUUGGUCUGCAUUGCUUUUCCAGCUAGCAUUUUUUUUUUACAGAAAAUCUACAUCUCAUUUUAAGAAGAAAAAAUUUCUAGAUCAUGUCUAAUCUACAGAGGGAAUUUCAAUUUAAGUAACUUUAAUGUCUGACUUGGAUGACUUUCGAUCAUGCUGACUUGGAUGACUCUCAAUAAUGCUGACUUGGAUGACUUUCAAUAAUGUCAACAGCCAUCACAUUGACUUGAUAUAGUUCAUCAAAUUUAGUUAAAUGUAUACACAUAGUGAAAUAAAUAUAUUUAAAUGUUCUUGACAAGCAUGUAUUAGAUAGUUUAUAAGUUAUAGGAGCCAGCGUGAUCAAUACAUUGAUCAUGAGCCCUCAAAAUAUAGAAGAAGAAGAAGUUUAUUAAUAUCAAAAUCUGUAACUUUUUUGCUAUGCACUAAUAGUAAUAACAGAAUAAAAUUUAUUAUACUUUUUUUUCAGCCAACAAUGGGUUUUGGAUCGACAAGAUUUAUAUAGAGAGAGACAUAAUGAUUUAACCAUUCUCAGUGAAGAUGAAUAUCAGAAAAUAAUGAUGCUAUUUGCCAAUGGUUUGUUUUAUUUUGAUUGUUUUUAUUUUGAAUGUAUUAAUAAAAAAUAUAUUUUCUUUAGAGAUAUCAGUGUUUAAUCACUUAAAUAAUGGAGCAGAUUAACACAUUUUUUGAAAAGUUUGGUACUAUCAUUAAAAAUAUUUUUCAUUCAUUGUGAUAUUUACGAUAUAUGAUUUACUUUUAUACCAAAAUUAAAAUUAUAUUAGUUUAUUUCUGACAGUUAAAAAGAGAUUUAAUUAUUCAAUCUUUCAUUCACACUGUAAUGUUGAUUUUUUUUACUCGCAGUUAUUCAAGCCCUUGGUGAACAGUUAAAAUUCAGACAGCAAGUUAUAGCAACAGCAACUAUCUAUUUUAAAAGAUUUUAUGCAAGGUUUGACCAGUUUGUUUGUAAAAGUUUGAUAGAUUGAUUAAUGAUAAAUCUUUAAGUGUUGAAAUAUAUUAAGAUUGUUGUAAUGCGAAAUCAAGAUUUUAUUGAUGUGCAAGAUUUUAUAUUAGCAAUUUUAUAUCUACAUUUCUGUGUUUUAUUUUUUUAAUGUUUGUUUUAAGUCAUAUGUUUUGAAAAAUAAAUUACUCUUGUUGUCUUGUUUCAGAAAUUCUCUUAAGUGUAUUGACCCUUGGCUAAUGGCUCCAACAUGUGCAUUUUUAGCUUCAAAAGUUGAGGUAAUACUUACUUAUUUGAUGGAUAAGUUAUGGACACACUAUAUUUGAUGAAAAAGUGAACAUCAAAAUUGCAAAAGCAGCAUCAACAAUAUCAAAAUUGAAUAAGCAGGUGUGGAAUAAUCUUAAAAUAUUUGAAAGUACAAAACUAAGUGUCUAUCAAGCAUGUGUGCUCAGUAUGCCCUAUAUUGCAGCCAGUCCGCUCUCGCAUAGAGUACAAAAUUGCAACUUUGUGCUACCGCUGCAUACAUGACCUGGCACCAUCUUAUCUCAAAGCACCCAUGACGCCUUAUGUACCCACUAGAGAGCUCCGCUCAUCCGAUAGUGUCAAAAUAUCAAUACCGUGUGUUCGCCUUGAGACUUACGGAAAGCGCACUUUUGCAUUUGCCGGCCCAACAAUUUGGAACACACUUCCAGUCGCUCUCAGAAACAGCCAGACACUGGAGUCCUUUAAAACCGAUUUAAAAACACAUCUAUUUCACAAACAUUUUCUGGGGUGAUGCUAUCUACCAUAUUUUUCAGUUAAUGUAUAUUGGCUUGUGUUGCUUAUGGUUGAAACGGGAUGAAAGACUUUGACUUGGUAUGCUCGUAUGUUGUUUUAUAUUGUUGCGUCUGUUUUUUAAAUGUGGUAAAUUUUAGAUUGUUUUUAUUUCUCUUUAUAAUGUGGUUGACUUUGUACCGUGCUUCGAGCUUUUGGGGAUGAAGCCUGUUUUUCAAAUAAACAUUAUUAUUAUUAUUAUUAAGUGUGGACCACAUAUGCCGGUAAUGAGUGGAAACCCAAAGGCUACCACCAAAGAUGUCUGCGACACAUUUUGCAUAUUUGAUAGCAGAACAAAGUUCAGAACACAGAGGUUUUGGAAUUUGCCAAAAUGUGUAGCAUGUUCUCUGUUCUUAGCAAUAAGCUCCUUCACUGGUAAGGCCAUGUAAUGGGAAUGGAGGAAGUUUGUUUUUCAAAGGAUCUGCUGUAUGGAGAAUCGGCAGAGGGGCAAGACUUAAAGGAACCUGAGGGAACAUAGAGAUCAUUGCUGAGCUCCAUUCCAGCUGGUGAGCAGCAGUGUAUGUUGGAGUGAAACAGGCAGAAGAUGCGCGAAGAAAAACCCUUUACAGUAGGCCAAAUGUAACCAGGAGUUAAAAUUCUCCUGCAAGUAGUGCAGCCGAGACUGCUGUUUGAUGAAAUGGCCUUUAUAAGCCAUUUGAUGAAGUGUCAAUAGCUACUACAUCGGCUCGCGAAGAUGGAAGGAAUGUCAUUUAUAUACAUUUAGAAAGUACAUUUUUUGUAGUCUGCACUUGGAAAUGUUUCCAUGCUCCUUAAUAGUUCUAAUUUUACAGGACACCUCUGAAUUUAUUAUUUCAUUCUUCAAUUCUGGUCUAUCAACUAAUAAAAUAUCUGUUUGAUUCCAGGAAUAUGGUGUGAUAUCUAACAGUCGCCUGAUGACCACCUGUCAAAAUAUAGGUAUUGCGUUUUUUUAUGUUGUAAACUUGAAUCAGAUGAGAUUUUUUUUCUUCCUUAUUUUAAUUUGCUUUUUCUUCUUUUUUUUUUACAUAUGAAAGUGGUUUACAUAUUAAUGCAUUUUUGGAUUUUACUAAAAUUUUAAAAGGUCCUUUUAAAAGUGUACUCUGAAAUGGAUUGUUAAAUCAAAAAUUCUUUUUUUAUCAGAAGCAAUCAAUUUAAUAAUAAUAAUAAAGUUCAUUUCAAAAACACGCUUCAUCCCCAAAGGCUCGAAGCGCGGUACAAAGUCAACAAAAAACAAAUCUAUAAUUUACCACAUUUAAAACAAAUGCAACACUACAAAAACUAAUUACAAGCAUACCAUGUCAUAGUCUUUCUAGCCAUUUUAACCAUAAGCAACACAGCAAUUAUGCAUUAUUCAUUUUGAUUUCAGUAAAGAACAAAUUUAGCCAUGCUUUCAAUGGUGAAUAUCCCUACAGAACUCAGCAUGUGCUGGAGUGUGAGUUUUAUCUUCUAGAAAUGAUGGUGAGAUUUUACAUGUUCUUAUUACAUAUAGGAUACUUCUGAAUAGCAUUUAAUUGUAAUGCAUUUAAUUUAAUUUUGUAUUUAAAAACAUAAUUCAUUGAGGCAAUAAUAGAAUUCCCAGAGCCACUCACUCACUAUAUUAAAUUAUGAAUGGUACUUCAUUAUGACACGAUAUAUAUCUCAUUUGAUAUUUCACAGUUGUUUUUUUAUACAUUUGAGUUUAUUCACUUGCACAGAGAUUCUCAUUUUUAUCGAAACUUGUUAGAGUUUAGAGACAGAAAUAACUGCAUCCAAUCUAUUAUUUAGCAAUUAUUAUUCUGUAUUUUCUAUUGACAUGUUUUCAUCUGUAUUUUUUUGUUUUUAAAACUGGAUUUUUAAAAUUGGAAGUGGUGUGAAUAACUUCAUCUUCUUGUGUCUGUGGCAUAGGAUUGCUGCCUGAUAAUGUAUCACCCAUACAGACCUUUAGUCAAGUUUUGUGCUGACCUGAAUGCAGAGGCAGAUCUUCUACCAGUGGCAUGGUCAGUUAAUUCCCUGUUCACUUUUAAAAUUCAACAUGAUAGUAUCUUUGGUUAUAUGAUUAUUAAUAAUGAUAUAAAAGCAUCUUUAUUUCACUCAUGACAUGUUAUGCAUUCUGGUAUUUUUCUUUUUGUAUUUUCCACAUACAAAUGUAAUUUGAAAUAUUAAUGUAAUAUAAAUGAUGUUCAGGAAAAUGAUAAAUGACUGUCUAAGGACAGAUGCACCCCUGUUGUACCCACCAUACCUCAUAGCAUUAUGUAAGUACUGAAAGUCUUUGUUCCUUUUGUGUUUGUAAUAAUUUUUAUUUUAUUUUACUGUUGAUGAUAAGAAAUAAUAAAAAAAAAUUAACAGUGAAUUAGAUUAUCAAAAUAUAUUUAAAAAAUAACUAUGAAAAUGUGUUAAUAUCGUUUAUAAUACAAGCUGAUGAUUGGCUGUUGAUGCUAAAAUAUAUAUUUUUAUAUAUAUCUCCCAUAUAUUUCCCAGCCUGUUUGCAUAUGGCAAGCAUACUUAAACAGAAGGAUAUCAAAGGCUGGUGUGCCGACCUCAAUGUAGAUAAUGACAAGGUAAUUAUUAUAAGACAUCAGCGUAGAGAAUGACAAGAUAGGUAUAAAUGCCUCAAUGUAAAUAUUUACAAGAAAAGUAAAAAGUCCUCUAUGUAGAUAAUGGCAAGGUAAGUCUAUAGACCUAAAUGCAGAUUUUGACAAGGUAAGUCUACAGACCAGUGUUUCCCAACCUUUUUUGUGCCAUGCCCCACCUAAACCUUUAUAAAAUGUUUAUGCCCCCCAUUUAUCAUAUACAUAAUUUUUAAUAUUCCAUAAAUCUUUUCAGGGAAUUCCCUUAAAAGUCUCACAUAAUCUGCAUUUUAUUCUUCACACAAUAGCUUGAAGGGACGUUCAUUAGCUUUAAAAGCAUUGAAACACUAAAAAAGACUUUAUAACUGAAUUUAAUACUGCAUUUAGAACAGGUGAAAUGUUUUUAGCUACUAAGUUUUCCCUAUGAAUAACACAAUACACUUGUAGCAUUUCUGGAUUCUCAUCUUUCAUCAAUUUUAAGCAACCAUUUUUCUUGCCCAUCAUAUUAGGAGCACCAUCUGCAGCACAUAUUGACAUAAUCCAUGUAAUUGUUUAGCUUAUAAUUUAUGUUGACACUUUAACGAUUCUCCUUUAAAAAUAAAAGUUUAAAAAUAGUAGACAGUGGUUUUCAAAUUCUAGACAGCUCAUUAUCGAAUUGCCCCCACCUAAACAAUCAAAUGGCCCCCUGUUGGGCGUGGCCCCACGUUGGGAAACACUGCUAUAGACCUUAGUUUAGAUAUUGAUACAGUACAAGAACCUCAUUGUAGACACCUAUGUACGGAUGUGGUCCUAAUAAUGGGAAAAGGUUUGCUUCUUUUGGUUAGCACAUCAGGAGACAAUGACAAAAGGAGGAGUUUCAAAUAUUUUAAGGUCACAAUGUGGCUAAUGUGUUGGUAACUUUUAGUCACAUAAAUGAGUUCUUUUCGUUUCCUUCAAAUAUGCAAUUUAUAAUGUUAGAUUUUAUAAAAACUUCCUACGAACUAUUUUAUGUAUUUUUUGAGGUGAAAAUUUCCUCAAAUACAAACUGUUAUUUGCUGAAAAUGCUUUUCAGUGCAUGGAAAUCACCCGUACAAUGGUAUCUCUGUAUGAACUGUGGAAAACCUACGAUGAAAAGAAAGAAAUACAAGCUAUCCUUGCCAAAAUGCCCAGACCAAGUCCUUCAAGGUCAAUUUUUAUCUUUAUUAGCUUUUUAAAUUUUUACGAAUUAAAAAAAACUUCAGAAUUAAUUAUUCUAAAAUUAUUAUAUAUGCCAUAAUAAAUACCAUUGUUUUAGUUUGAAACAUUAACGUCAACUCUUGUAUACUGGUUAAAUUUUCUAAGAAAGCUAAAAAUUUGUAAGAUGAGAUGCUCCAGAAGAUAUUUUUGUAUUUCAGUUAGGUUCUGUCAUUUAAUUUUAAAAAGUUCUUUAUUUAUUGUAAAAAUAUAAUUUACUUCACUUUGUUUCUUUAAAAUUUAUUUUCAUUUAACAAAAAAACGUCCAUUUUAGGCACAGGCCUAUUAAAUAACUAAUCUUAGUACCGGAUUUGGUACAGUCUAGUAUUUGUGAUAACUUUUUAUAAACAUUUUUUAUUAUUCAAACAGUUUUUUUAAGGCAAACCAUUUAAAGAUUCUCUGAUUGAUCCCCUUUUGUCUUGGAAGGCCACACAAUUCAUUUAAAUUUAAAUCAAGCUGUAAACGGCUGUCUUCUUUUCUACAAAAAAGUAAUUUUUUCUAUCUUUCCCCCAGACCUCCCUCUGAAGCUACUAACCUGCAGGACAACAACUCACAGCAACAGCAACAGAAUCAACAGCAGCAGAUGUCCUCUGGUGUUUCAUAACAGUACAAAAUUUCUAAGAAUAAACAUGUGAAAUUGGGUUCUUCGUCUUCUUACUUUUAUUUAUACAAAAUUUGUUAAAGCAUUUUUGUAAAGAUAAAAAUAUAGUUUCCGCCUUGUAAAGAUCAUCAAGUACCAUUUAAACAAAGAAAAACUUUUGGGUUGAUGAGGUUAACCUAGAUCUCUAAUGCAUCAAUUUCAUUUUUGGUGUCAAAAUGACACAUUUAUUUAUAAUUAUAGGGUUAUAAUUUAAUAAUGAAGUGUGAUAACCAAUACUGAAAAGGGAAAUUUUUCUAUGCUAGCAUUGAAUGGCACAAAUUUAUUUUAUUUUUAAAUAUGAGCGGAAAAAAAUAAAUUUGCAUCUCAUUCUCUUUGUUUAAAAGUUUUACGCAAGUUCUGAUUAAUGUUGUCUUAUAAGUCUGUAUCAGAUAGAAUGCUGAACAAUGUAACAUUUUAUUGAUCUUGGCAUAAACGAAAUCUAUCUUGUCUUUGAUUUAAUUUUUAAAAAUACUUGUAGAGCUAAAAUUUGAUUCACUGCUUAGUUCAAAAGAACAAAGAGAUGAAUAUUUUGUCUAUGAAAAGUUACACUCAUGUCCAAGAUUAAAUACAAGUUUUCACAUCAAAACCAUAGUUAUUUAUUGUUAUUUGUUAU
Lymnaea stagnalis (great pond snail) is the source of this 10002-nucleotide messenger RNA. The record is from the annotation of a GenBank genome assembly. NCBI's taxonomy places the organism in Eukaryota, Metazoa, Mollusca, Gastropoda, Lymnaeidae.